Molecule: messenger RNA, 1040 nt
Organism: Klebsormidium nitens
Lineage: Eukaryota; Viridiplantae; Streptophyta; Klebsormidiophyceae; Klebsormidiales; Klebsormidiaceae
Source: the annotation of a GenBank genome assembly
CAAGUGUGCUGCUCGAGACUUGAGGACAGGGCCCGCACAAAGCCGCUUUCAAGGCGAAUUUGAGGCGGCCGUUCUGCCCUUCUUCAAACAACUGUGGAUUAAAACCUAGCAGGUCUUAUAUCCUAUCAGGUCUCAUCAGUUUUUGUCGAUCUCUAGGGAGGUAGAUUCAAGGGGAAAGGAUGGCACCUUCCAGGCGGGGAAGCACCAGCCGGCCCACCGGAACAGAUGGGACUGACCAUCAGUUCAGGAUGGUAACUGAAGAAAGGUACAAGUUGAUUGCCAGUGCGAAGGCCAUCCUCAAAAAGCUCUUCCUGUUCCAAGGCCUCUUUCUCCUCAUGAGGGGGAUCUUGACCAUGAUGAACCAAGACGAGGACGGACCCCCGCUGCCACGGGUGACAUCGAACCUGACCCUUGUAGGCGGGGUUGCGCUUCUUGCCGGCACAGUAGGCCUCCAAUACAGCUCCGCGCCGAUCCUGCGUAUAUACCUGGUCCUCAGCCUCGCGUCUCUUUGGGCCACCAUCGCCAACUCGCUCGAAUCGCCGUACGCACUGAAGAUCAAAGACGCUCUUGGGGGGAGCAAGUUCGACUUGGAUCCGGCCGUCAAUGCGUUGGCGGACCCAGCGGCUGUGCUGGACAUUUGCGGGAUAUUUGUGCUGUCGUUAGCUGUCUACACAACGGUAAAUCUUGUCUACGCACUGAGGGCCGGAAGGAAAAAGACCGCCCAAACUGCUGUAAAGAGCAAGAAGGGGGAAUAAUUAAAGGCACCGAUUCGAGGUGAAUAUAUUGGAGGACCUGGUAUCCAAUUCUAGGGCUGGGUGCGAGGACGAGGGCCUGGUAACAGACGAUCAGACGGCCGACAAAUGGUUGCAAAAGCAAGAUAAUAGUUCGACAUAGAAGUGACGAGCUAAGCAGUCACUGCAUAUGCACUUUAGUUUUUACGCAUCAAGCAGGUAUUGUUGCUCUGUUUCGCUAUUCCCAAAUCUCAUCCGUACACUUCAUCAGCAAAAAACUAGAUUUUGUCGAGUGCAAGCGGAUCCAGU